Molecule: messenger RNA, 3494 nt
Organism: Labeo rohita (rohu)
Lineage: Eukaryota; Metazoa; Chordata; Actinopteri; Cypriniformes; Cyprinidae
Exons: 6
Coding region: 3-3101 (1032 amino acids)
Source: RefSeq, a predicted model, not a curated record
UCAUGGAACUAGUGCAUGUUUAUAAAAAUGACAACUACGAGACCUGCAGCAAGUACAAUGAGAUGGGACUGGAAAGAGAUGAAGAUAUUUAUCCAAAUCAGGGCCAAAAACUCAGCCAGACUGAAGCAAGAGCUCAAAACACAGGUUUGUCAGUAGGAAAUAAGUGUGUUGUGUGGAUCACUGUGUGCUUUAGCCUUAUGUGCAUUUUCCUGGUGGCUGCCAUUGUAGUACUGCAUAACAAGCUCAUGGCAGAGAGGGAAGUACAAGCUACACACAUGUUACAGUCCGUUUCAGGAGAUCAAUCAGAGAAAGACAAGUUAGAAAACAGCUUCAACUUUUUGAGUCAGAAGAAACUGGAGUUGGAGACUAGAGUCAAUGAUCUGAAUGCUGAGAAAGACGUGUUACAGAGGACUUUUGACUCUUUGAAUAAGAAAAAACUGGAGUUAGAAAGCAAAGUCACUUCUCUGAGUGAAGAACUGAAGAAAGAAUCAUCUAAACGAGAGUUGGAGACCGGAGUCAAUGAUCUCACUGCUGAGAAAACCAAGUUGGAGACCAGAGUCAAUGAUCUCACUGCUGAGAAAGGCCAGUUACAGAGCAACUUCAACUCUUUAAGUCAGAAGAAACUGGAGUUGGAGACCAGAGUCAAUGAUCUCACUACUCAGAAAACCCAGUUACAGAGCAACUUCACCUCUUUAAGUCAGAAGAAACUGGAGUUGGAGACCAGAGUCAAUGAUCUCACUGCUGGGAAAACCCAGUUACAGAGCAACUUCACCUCUUUAAGUCAAAAGAAACUGGAGUUGGAGACCAGAGUCAAUGAUCUCACUGCUGAGAAAAGCCAGUUACAGAGCAACUUCAACUCUUUAAGUCAGAAGAAACUGGAGUUGGAGACCAGAGUCAAUGAUCUCACUGCAGAGAAAAGUCAAUUACAGAGCAACUUCACCUCUUUAAGUCAGAAAAAACUGGAGUUGGAGACCAGAGUCAAUGAUCUCACUGCUGGGAAAACCCAGUUACAGAGCAACUUCACCUCUUUAAGUCAGAAGAAACUGGAGUUGGAGACCAGAGUCAAUGAUCUCACUGCUGAGAAAAGCCAGUUACAGAGCAACUUCACCUCUUUAAGUCAGAAGAAACUGGAGUUGGAGACCAGAGUCAAUGAUCUCACUGCUGGGAAAACCCAGUUACAGAGCAACUUCACCUCUUUAAGUCAGAAGAAUCUGGAGUUGGAGACCGGAGUCAAUGAUCUCACUGCAGAGAAAAGCCAGUUGGAGACCAGAUUCAAUGAUCUCACUACUCAGAAAACCCAGUUACAGAGGAACUUCUAUGGUCUCAUUGCUGAGAAAACACAGUUACAGAGCAACUUCACCUCUUUAAGUCAGAAGAAACUGGAGUUGGAGACCAGAGUCAAUGAUCUCAUAGCUGAGAAAAGCCAGUUGGAGACCAGAGUCAAUGAUCUCACUACUCAGAAAACCCAGUUACAGAGCAACUUCAACUCUUUAAGUCAGAAGAAACUGGAGUUGGAGACCAGAGUCAAUAAUCUCACUGCUGAGAAAAGCCAAUUACAGAGCAACUUCACCUCUUUAAGUCAGAAUAAACUGGAGUUGGAGACCAGAGUCAAUGAUCUCACUGCAGAGAAAAGCCAGUUACAGAGCAACUUCACCUCUUUAAGUCAGAAGAAUCUGGAGUUGGAGACCAGAGUCAAUGAUCUCACUGCAGAGAAAAGCCAGUUGGAGACCAGAUUCAAUGAUCUCACUACUCAGAAAACCCAGUUACAGAGGAACUUCUAUGGUCUCAUUGCUGAGAAAACCCAGUUACAGAGCAACUUCACCUCUUUAAGUCAGAAGAAACAGGAGUUGGAGACCAGAGUCAAUGAUCUCACUGCUGAGAAAAGCCAGUUACAGAGCAACUUCACCUCUUUAAGUCAGAAGAAACUGGAGUUGGAGACCAGAGUCAAUGAUCUAACAGCUGAGAAAAGCCAGUUGGAGACCAGAGUCAAUGAUCUCACUACUCAGAAAAGCCAGUUACAGAGCAACUUCACCUCUUUAAGUCAGAAGAAACUGGAGUUGGAGAUCAGAGUCAAUGAUCUCACUGCUGAGAAAAGCCAGUUACAGAGCAACUUCACCUCUUUAAGUCAGAAGAAACUGGAGUUGGAGACCAGAGUCAAUGAUCUCACUGCUGGGAAAACCCAGUUACAGAGCAACUUCACCUCUUUAAGUCAGAAGAAACUGGAGUUGGAGACCAGAGUCAAUGAUCUCACUGCAGAGAAAAGCCAGUUGGAGACCAGAUUCAAUGAUCUCACUAUUCAGAAAACCCAGUUACAGAGGAACUUCUAUGGUCUCAUUGCUGAGAAAACACAGUUACAGAGCAACUUCACCUCUUUAAGUCAGAAGAAACUGGAGUUGGAGACCAGAGUCAAUGAUCUCACUGCUGGGAAAGCCCAGUUACAGAGAAACUACAACUCUGUAAGUCAGAAAAAACUGGAGUUGGAGACCAGAGUCAAUGAUCUCACUGCUGAGAAAAGCCAGUUGGAGACCAGAGUCAAUGAUCUCACUACUCAGAAAACCCAGUUACAGAGCAACUUCAACUCUUUAAGUCAGAAGAAACUGGAGUUGGAGACCAGAGUCAAUGAUCUCACUGCUGGGAAAGACGUGUUACAGAGGAGUUUUGACUCUUUGAAUAAGAAGAAACUGGAGUUAGAAAGCAAAGUUACUUCUCUGAGUGAAAAACUAAAGAAAGAAUCAACUAAACGAGGUUGGUUUUUCUUGUCCACUGAGAAGAAGAGCUGGUCUGACAGCAGGCAGUACUGUAAGGAUCAUGGUGCUGAUCUGGUCAUUAUCAAAAGUGAAGAGAAGCAGAGGUUCAUUUCUGUACUCACAACAGAGAGAGUGUGGAUUGGUUUGUCUGACAGAGAACAGGAGGGCAAAAUGACAUGGGUGGAUGAUUCACUACUAAAUCAAGGGUUUUGGCUAAAAAAUGAGCCGAACGAUGACGGAAAUGAAAACUGUAUUGAACUGAAUUAUAAAAGAGAGCAGUGGGGAUGGUCACCCCUGAACAGCUGGAAUGAUGCACCAUGCUCAGAGAAGAAAAAAUGGAUUUGUGAGAAAUAGGGUUCAUGCCAUCUUAUUGUUGUUUUGCUUCUAUUGUCUAACAUAAUCAUUCUUAAUGUGAACACACUGAUUGAAUCCCUGCCUUUUAAAUAAUGAUAAGCUGAUAUGCAAUUUGUUAGAAUAAGUAAAAAAUAUAAUAAUUUUCUUAUUGCUAUAAUAAUCUACUGUUUCUCAUGGUGUGAAAUACACUGACCUGAGACAAUGAACCUCUGAUGUUUUCAUGUUUUUUCUCCAUCACAAACAGCUCUAUAUUCAUAUGAAUUUAUUCUACUGUUAUCAUGAGCCAAGUGUUAAGGUGACAAUCACAGUAAACUACAAAAAGACUAAAGUGUCUAGAUUGCCCUGAUUCAUCUUCUUAUUUUGAUAUUGAGAGUCUGUGAAGUUGCUUUUCAG